Leptinotarsa decemlineata (Colorado potato beetle) is the source of this 2469-nucleotide messenger RNA. RefSeq lists its product as uncharacterized. Lineage: Eukaryota; Metazoa; Arthropoda; Insecta; Coleoptera; Chrysomelidae. The record is from RefSeq and is a predicted model, not a curated record.
GAAUUGCACCAAGUUUAUAAACGAAAAGUAGUCAUACCUGAUAUCAAUCUUCUGGCAACACUGUAAGGCCAUUUUUUAAAUUUGUAGUUUUGUUCGGAUUUGUGAAUCUGCAGUUUGACUUCGCUUUAUUGUUUCUUUCUUCUCAGUUAUUUUGAUAUCUGCUUGUGGAGGAUCAGUAACAAUCACCAUGUCUUCAAACUGUGUAUCGCAUGAAUCCUUGGACCAGAAUACAUUGCAUCACAAAGCCGAAAUGUCUUCAAAAUGGAGCAAUAUCAAAGAUUUGGAUUUGUUCUUCAGGAGACUAUAUGUCUAUCACCAGAAGCGGGGAUUUUUCACUAUAGUUUUGGGUAGAAUUCUAGAGCUCGUUAACUAUAUGUUCGUUGUUUUCUUAGCAAUAUAUCUUUUUCAUGGAAUCGAAUACUCUGUUCUUUUUGCUGAUGUCCCUGGAAAUAAUCCAGUCGCUGGGCCCCAUUCACAAGCUACGUUCUCCUCUAGUCAUGGCAAAGUUACAUUAUAUGAUACUAUUUUGCCACUGAAUGAGUGUAUUAGUAAUUUCACUGGUUUAACAAAACUCAUUCUAGGAAUACUAUCAGGAGCGUGGCUAUUAUUAUUUUUUAUAAGAAUCUACCAGGUGGCGCUCAUGUGGGAAACGAGACAGUUUUACCACGAUGUUCUCAAAGUUAACGAUGACAAUUUAGAUAACCUGACUUGGAGGGAAAUUCUCAAGAAAAUCAGAGACGCGCAGUUGAAGCUGAAUAUAUGUGUGAUCAAAAAAGAGCUAACAGAUAUGGACAUCUGUCAUCGUAUUUUGAGACAUGAAAAUUUUUUAAAAGGGCUGAUGCAACAGGAAUUGCUGCCUCCAACGAUAUGCAUACCUUUCCUACCAAAGAUUGUUUUCUGGACCAGUGGAUUCGAGAUGAAUAUUCGUUUAAUACUUUUCCUGACACGAUGGUCAGUCUUCAAGAGUUCUUGGGAAAUACAUGAAGAGUACAAAAAAUGUAAAGAAAGUAACAGAGCUGCAAAAAAACUGGGAAAAUUGAUAGAGACUCUUGCCUUCAUAAAUCUUGUAUGUUUUCCAUUAAUUUUUUUCUGUCAGAUCUUCUACGGAGUUUUAAACUAUGGCGAACUACUCAAGCGACAACCAGGCGCUUUUAGCAUUCGCCGCUGGUCGAAAUACUCGAAACUUUACUUGAGACAUUUCAACGAAUUCGAAGAAGAAUUGCAUAUCCGGCUCUGUCGAGCCUAUGGGCCAACCACUGAAUACUUAUCAACUUUCAGUAGACCCAUCUUCGCGGAAUUAGCGAAACAUAUAGGAUUUGUUAGCGGGUCUCUCUUCGUGGUUCUGGUAGGGCUGAUGAUUUACGACAAGGACGUGAUCAGUGUAGAUCAUGUGCUGUCCAUCACGUCUUUUCUGGGAAUUGUUGCUGCGUCCUGCAGGAAUUUUACCCCGGAUAAAACUAAAAUUGACGAUCCGGAUAGACUUCUCAAACAAGUGGUUGAGUACACCCAUCAUCAACCAUACAGUUGGUCACAUACGCAAUGUCCAUCAAGAAACAAAGACAUGCAACAAAUACUUCAGCUUUUUCAAUUGCGAGCAGUUGGGAUUUUGGAAUGGUUGCUUUCCCCGAUUCUUACUCCCAUCUUGAUGCUUUUUUGGCUUUAUCCUAGGUCACACCAAAUAGUGACCUUCUUCAAUACAUUUUCAGUAUUCCAUCGAGAAAUAGGAGAUGUCUGCAGCUUCGCCAUGGGAGGUGAGGACGAUGGCAUUCCGUACAUGAAAAAACCUUUUGAAAUGUCUCAGGAGUUCGUGCCAGAGGACACUGUGGAUGUUAAGAUAUCUAUACCACUAGAGCCUUGUCUCUCCCCAUCCAGACCAUAUGUUUUUCUUGAAGACAGUGCCGAGCGUGUGUUUAAAAAUUUUGAAAACGUAUCCAAAUUCGAAUCAAGCAUCAACACAAUGAAGGCGGAAGUCGAGUAUGAAAUUCCUGCCACGUUCACAUCAGCAAAUUUGAUAAAGAAUUCAGCAAUGCUGGAAAAAGAACCACUGUUGCCUCGAAGUAAGCGGUAGCUCGUAAGUGGUUGCUUCCAAAGGUAUUUGACUGCCGUUUCCUUUCUAUUUUUUUUUUUCAAAUAAUUAAAGCAAAAAACAGGCGUCAGCGCCUAGGACUUGAAUUAUCAAACAAUUAAUAUUUUGUAAUGGAACAGCAUGUGAUGGAUUUGACAAGUAACACUUUAUGGUAAGAUUUUCACUGGACACUUUACAAUGCUUGAGAAUAGCUCGAUUUUAUUUGGUCAUAGAGUAAGUUUUCAGAAUUCUUAAAUACAUUAGGUUCUUCAAUCUUUAUUUUAUGGUCGUGGUUGAACCCAUUCCUCUGUAUCAGAAGAUGGUGUGCAAAUGUGAAAAUGGUUUUCAAAAAUAAUUAAUACAGUUUAUUGUAUGAUUUUCGCUAUAAAGGGUUUUACAAAAAC